ACAAAUUUGUGUAUUGACAUUUUAAAAAUCCAAAUUUUCAUCAAAAUAUUUGCAAUAAAAUUGCAUUUUGUGACAUGUUCUGAUUAAAUACUAGUUCUAUAAUCAUGGCAAGGUCCGGAAAGACGGCGCAAGAAUUCAUCAAAGGGUCUUUUUCGCCCAUUGUUGCCGUAUUGUCUAGUGCAAAAGCUGAAACAGCAGUUUCCAAGAAUAAUCUAUCGUUUGUGGAACUCCUGCAACCAUUUACAUCUCUAGAUUCCGAAGGUCAAUUUCGUGAGCCCAACGGGUCGUUUUGCACAGUAAAAAAUUGGAAAUUAGUAGUGAGAGAUGUUAACUGGAAGCCUCUUCCACCGACGGAGGCACGGCGGCAGCUCAACAACGCUGUCCUGCAUAACUACAAUGAGAGGACUACAGCUUUAGAACUAGAUGGAAAAAAGUUGAGUGUCCCUCAGAGUACCCCAUGGUUUGAGGCGUGGAGAGAGACCUACUUAGAGGUUCAGUUCCCCUCGGAUCAUGAGUUCACCAACCACUUCCUGUCCUGCCUGCUGGUGGCCAGCACCCUCGAUGAGAACAUCGUGGACACAUUCACCUCCUUAAAUCAGCAAUUUACUCAACUGCAAAACACACCACCCCCUAAACUACCCAAAUGGUUCAACAGUAAUGUUUUGAAGUCUUUUGUUCUUGUUCAUGAUGCCUCAAGUGUAUCCUAUGACAAAGCAGAUGCUAUGUUUGAGACUCUGAAACAAACCUUUGAUAGCGGCAAUUGUUUCAUGAUUGCCAUCAACUCAAGAAGCACUACUGACCAACUCCUCUCAGUGGACCUGUGGGCACCAUACAUCAGGAGUCAUUCCGAUUCUAAUACUGAAAUGACCCCGCCCAUGGCAAAUAUGGCAGGUACACCACUUGAUCCAUUAACUGGUUCUACACUUAAUGUUGAAGAAGAUGGCAGUGAUGUCAGUGUACCCACUAAUCAAGAAGCACCACAUCCACUCACAAACGUCGAGAAUGAUUCAUAUGAUAAUGCUAACAGUUUGCAGACUCAUUCAUUUUCGGGCAGUUCAGAAAGUGUAAGCAUUGCUGGGAAAGUGUUUGAGCAGUCGACCGAGGUGCACGGAGCUGCUUUGAACUCAAAUGAUGUUGAUGGCAUUAAGAAGUUUUUACAAGAAUACGCCUUUAAAUCUUUGCUACCUUAUAUUGAAAGGCAAAUAUCAAGUUUGUCUGAAGUUGUAGCAAAUCGUAAGGGUGUCAGUAGGUCCCUUCUAUCUGCUACCAAACGUUGGUUUGGCACCGGCAAAGCAGGAAAUAACACAGUUAAUAAUUCUGUGAUCUACUCAUCCGACUGCCCAGAGCUGCAGCUGCGGCGGCUCGGUGACCUGUGGUUCAUGUGCGGGCAGUGGGCGCGCGCCUUCGACACCUACCACACGGCCAAGCGAGAGUUCUAUGCAGACGGGGCGUGGUUGUGCUACGCGGGCGCGCUCGAGAUGGCGGCUCUCAGCGCCUUCAUGGCCGCCGAGGCGAAUAGGAAGACGCAUGCGUAUAUGGAGGAGAGCAUCGUCACGUAUUUGAAUACUUGCAGAAUGGUGCAAUACGCAGUCCGCGCAACUUUACUAUCAGCACUAUGUCUAAGCAGCUCGGGCCUGCACGGCGAGGCGGCGAAACAGCUGAUCCGCAUGACGUCAGAGGACAGUGACCUCCGCAGCGCCAUGCUCCUGGAGCAGGCAUCUCUCUGCUUCCUCUCGGGGCCGGGCGCUCGGGCCAUGUGCCGGAAGUACGCCUUCCACAUGGUACUGGCUGGACAUAGAUUCUCAAAAGCAGGACAGAAGAAGCACGCGUAUAGGUGCUACAAACAAGCGUAUCAGGUGUACGAAUACAGCGGGUGGCGCCUCUCCACGGACCACGUGCAGUUCGCGCUGGGCCGGCUGGCGGGCGCGCUGCGCCGGCCGCGCGACGCCGCCGCGUGGCUCGCCGCGCCCCUCGCGCCGCGCUCGCCGCAGCCCCGCGCGCAGCACCGCGCCUUCCUCCGAGACUACAUGAUGGCGCAUCAGCAAUGGGUAGAAAGCGGCGAGAUGCAGAAAGAGAUGCCGACAUUACCGCUGCCGUUGUUAGAGCGGAACAGAACAGCGGUCCUGUGCACCGGCCCCGCGCCCCUCUCCUCCCCCGGCCGCGUGCCCGCGUCGUCCGUGUCCCUCCAUGACGUCACCACCAGCCGGCCCAAUGAUGACAAGUACUGGAGCAAGAUGGAGCAAAUGCUGCUGCAAGUGGCUAAGGGCGGUCUGCCCAUGAUCUUCAAGCCCACGGUCAAUCUGUACACCGUGGUCACUGAUGCCAACCCCAGCGUGCCACAAGGAGAGCCAAUUCAAAUAUCUCUAACACUGAAAAACCCUCUCAAAGUGGCUUUGGUUCUGAAAGAUCUGGAGUUGUUAUGGAAAUUUCUACCAAAUUCCGAAGAAAUGGACAAGCCUCAAGAGUGGCUGAACAACGAGGCGUCAGUAGCAGCUGGCAGCACAGCGGAAAACAAUCUUAUUUUCGGACAAAAGUUAAAAUCCGUGAUAAUCGAGGCGGAAGGUACCGAAGUAUUGACAUUCGCGUUGACGCCUUUGCAAAUUGGCCAGCUGAUUAUAUGCGGUGUGGCUUACAAGCUAGUCUGCGGGGGUGAAGAAAACAAUGACAGUGGAAAGAUUAUAAGUAUCUCCGGAAAGUUAAACCUAGAAGACGCUGGAACCAAGAAGCCUAACGAGUUGUAUAAGUGCUUACGAAUCACCAUCACUCCAUCCGCCCCAUGUUUACAGAUGACCUUCUCCGAGACGAGCCCCGACGCCAUCAGCGGCGAGCUCCGCUCCAUAGACGUGGAGCUGCGCAACGCGGGGCCGCGGGGGCUGCGGCGCCUGCUGCUGGCCGCGUCGCACCCGGACUGCAUGCAGCUCGCCCCCGCCCCCGCCCCCGCGGCGGAUCAGGAGGAGGGCUUCGCGAUGCUCUUUGAAGACAAGUUCCAGGAGCCGUUGACGCUUUCUGAGGAGCGCACAGCGCGGCUGCGGUCGUGGCGCGCGGCGGCGGCGCGGCACGUGCGGGGCGCGGGGGACGGCGCGGGGGUCGCGGGGGCCGGGGGGCGGCUGGCCAGCGCGGCGGGGGCGCGCGCCACGCUGCUGCUGCGGCCGCGGCGGCACGCGCCGGACCUAUAUCUGCUGGCGUACUACGAGCCCGAGCCGCCCGCCACCGGCUACCGGCUGCUCAGACACGUGUUCCGGUUCAAUGUCACGGAAGCAGUGGAAAUAACAGCGACUCCUCGGCGCAGCAUGGCCACGGCGGGCGACGGCGCCGUGGAGCGCAUGUGCCUCGCCGUGGAGGUGAAGAACGUGGGCGAGGGCGGGGCGGGCGGCGCGGGCGCGGCGGGGGGGGCGGGGGCACUGAGCGUGCUGGACGCGGCGCUGCUGGGCCGGCGCUGGGCGCUCGCCGCCUGCGUCGCCGCCGCCAGGGACAAGAACGACACCCUCGCGCCCCGCGAGAAGACACACCUCGUGCUCGAGGCAACCCGCAUACAACACCCCCUCCCCGACGACAAAAUAGAGUGGUCCAGCCUCAAAAUAGCGAAAGGAAGCCCGGAUAGCGCACCCAAUAUAAACGAGAGCCCCUACUCUAAAUUCGUCGUCGAGUACAAGACGUCAUUCGUGGAGGACGAAGAAUAUUUCAUCCGCGACAACAAGCCGCAGAGCUGUGGCCUCGUACAGAGCAUGUUCGUGGUGCGCUGGAAGCUGCUCGACCCCGCGCGGGGCAAGCCCGUCAUAGGACAACACUGCCUCUGGCUCGACUGCUUCAACAAGGCCACGACCGGCGACCGCGCCCGCGACGGCAUCAAUCUACCCCUCGAUGAGAGCGACACCAAAAUAGACCUGACUCACGAGAAACACAAGAACAAGAAAGACAACAUUGUGUUAUUCAACUUAGAACAUUCCACACAAAUAAAUCACAAUUUCGAACAGAACAGACUGUGUAUGAUACCGAUAACGAUUAAUAUAAUCAACUGCUACGCGGUUCCUGUACAGGCGUUUAUUGACAUGUCUAAGAAAAGGGAGGAGUCGUGCGGGCUGGGCUGGGCGGGCGCGCUGGCGGGCGGCGGCGGCGAGGCGCUGGGCGCGCGCGUGUCGCUCCAGGGCGGGGAGGCGCGGCGCGUGUGCGUGCGAGCGCUGGCGGCCGCGCCCGGUACCUACCUGGUGGGCCGCGCCUUCACGCUCACCUCCUGCCGCCAGGGCGCCGCCGCCACCACGCACCACUGCAACAACUCCUCGCUGCUAGUCGUCAGACAAACCUCUUGAAUUUAUCUACUUUAACUUAUUUAUUUAAAUCUUUUUUAUGUAUAUUAUAGGUAGUCCAAAAGUCAAAAACCUAUAUUUAUUGUUCGUCGGAAUAAUAGCGCAAUAUUGAACUUAGCUCACCUUUAACUUCGACCGGCCGUGAUAAACAUCUUAAUGGACUGAGUGCUAGUGGUUUACCUUGAUAUUGAGAUCGGGUUUUCACCAAUUUAAAGGAUGGCAAAUAAAGCAAGCUUCGAUGUGUUAGCGACCUUCUCAGUAGGUCGACUACAAUCUAUAAUUACCACAGUUCAAUCUGACUAGUUGCCCGAGUUGUAAAGUGCGUCGGUACAUUUAGUGAUAGGCAUAAGUGAAUUUAUGUGAUGAUCGGCUAGAGAGAUCAAAAUAUUUGCUAAACAGUAUUCAAUGUUUUUGUGCUUCAUAGUAUUUUACCAUCAAACGAUGUAACGAAUCACUCUUGCAAUAGUAGUUCGGUGUGAAAUUUAUAAACAAUAUAGGCUUCUUUACUAAAAUAUGUGAUACAUUGUAAAAAAUAUAUAUUUAAUAAAUAUAUAGCUAUUUAAAUGUAUGUACAUAUUUGGCAAAAAUCCUUAUUCGUGCAAAUAUAAAUCAUAAGUACCUA
Plutella xylostella (diamondback moth) is the source of this 4926-nucleotide messenger RNA. It is a transcript of the gene l(3)76BDm, whose product is annotated as trafficking protein particle complex subunit 8 homolog l(3)76BDm. NCBI's taxonomy places the organism in Eukaryota, Metazoa, Arthropoda, Insecta, Lepidoptera, Plutellidae. Gene Ontology annotation, cellular component: TRAPPIII protein complex. The record is from RefSeq and is a predicted model, not a curated record.